Messenger RNA from Phanerochaete carnosa HHB-10118-sp, 1765 nucleotides. RefSeq lists its product as uncharacterized. Gene Ontology annotation, molecular function: structural molecule activity; protein binding. Gene Ontology annotation, cellular component: membrane coat. The record is from RefSeq and is a predicted model, not a curated record. NCBI's taxonomy places the organism in Eukaryota, Fungi, Basidiomycota, Agaricomycetes, Polyporales, Phanerochaetaceae. Gene Ontology annotation, biological process: intracellular protein transport; vesicle-mediated transport. The transcript is spliced from 6 exons. The coding region runs from base 1 to 1647 and encodes 548 amino acids.
AUGGACCCCUCUGGCAAGCUGAUCUACACGCGGAACAACGCUGUGCUCUCUGGCAACCUGCAAACGAUACAGGACGUCGCUAUCGCGGAUGGGAACCGGAUACCGCUCGCUAUCAAGGAACUGGGCACGACCGAGGUCUUCCCGACGUCGAUUACGCACUCGCCCAACGGACGCUUCGUGACCGUCGUCGGCGAUGGCGAAUACAUCGUGUAUACCGCGCUCGCGUGGCGCAACAAGGCGUUCGGCAACGGCAGCUCGUUCGCAUGGGCCGACGACUCGAACACUUACGCUGUGCUUGAGGGUCGCACGAAGGUGCGCGUAUACAAGAACUUCCGCGAGCGGACAACCGCACCUAUGAAAGGUGCGGGCUCGUGGGCUCUUGAGGGCGUGCACGGCGGUGCUCUCCUGGGUGCGCGCGGAUCAGGUUUCGUGGUCUUCUGGGAUUGGGAGACUGGUAACGUCGUUCGGAGGAUAGACGUCGACGCCAAGAACAUCUUCUGGUCUGGGACAGGCGAACUUGUUGCCGUCUGUGGUGAAGACUCCUACUACGUCCUGCGGUUUGACCGCGACGCAUACAACGCAAAGCUCGAAUCGGGCGCGGAGAUCCUCGACGAGGGUGUCGAAGAGGCAUUCGACCUGGUGGCAGAGAUACCAGAAGGUGCCAAGACCGCCAACUGGGUCGGCGACUGCUUCAUCUAUACCACGGCCUCAAAUCGCCUUAACUACUUCGUUGGUAGCGAGUCGUACACCAUUACGCCUUUCGAUCAACCAUUAUACCUUCUCGGUUACAUCCCUGCCCACAGUCGGGUAUAUCUGGGAGACAAGGACGUUAAUAUCUUCAGUUAUGCCUUGUCGCUGAGCCUGGUUGAAUACCAGACUGCUGUCCUCCGAGGAGACAUGGAUGCAGCAGAUGAGAUUCUGCCGAGCAUUCCGAAAGAGCAGCGGGCGAAGGUAGCGACCUUCCUCGAAGGCCGAGGAUUGAAGGAGCUUGCUCUCCAAGUCACGACCGAUCCCGACCAUAAAUUCGACCUCUCUCUACAGCUGGACGAUCUUGACGCCGCAGUUGAAAUUGCACGAACCGUGCCUGAGCUCGAGGCCGAGACGAAGUGGAAGGCGAUUGGUGAUCGCGCGCUCGCAGUAUGGCGCUUCGACCUCGCGCGAGAGAGCUUCGAGAAGGCAGGCGACCUCGGCUCGCUGAUGCUCCUGCUCCUGUCGAUAGGCGACCGCGAUGGCCUGGAGAAGCUCGCGCGCAAUGCGGAGGAGAAAGGCCAAAAUAACCUCGCGUUCGCGGCGCUUCUGCAGCUCGGCGCUCCCGCGGCGUGUGUCGAUCUGCUCGUGAAGACGCAGCGCGCCCCCGAGGCGGCAAUGUUUGCGCGCACGUACGUGCCAAGCAAAGUUCCAGAGGCUGUGCAAGCAUGGAAGGAUGAGCUCACCGUGAAAGGACGCGCAAAACUCGCGAGUGCCAUACCAGAUCCGAUUGAGCACCCAGAGCUAUUCGAGGAGGGUUGGAAGGAUGCCGUCGCGCGUGAGCAAGCCGCGGAAAAGCAACACCCGCCACUGCCCAUUAGUGAAUCAACGUCCACAGCGACCGUCGCUACAGAGGCUACAACGGAUGCGGAAACAGAAGAAGACUAUGUAGAUGCUUGAGCUCGCUUUAUAUUUAUUUCGUAUUCAAACUUCGCUGUAAUGGAUUGUACAUUCGCACAUGCCCGCUCUUACUGGCUGUACUCGCGCCACAGUCAACACCAGACCGGAACCCAAGUUC